Molecule: messenger RNA, 573 nt
Organism: Ramularia collo-cygni
Lineage: Eukaryota; Fungi; Ascomycota; Dothideomycetes; Mycosphaerellales; Mycosphaerellaceae
Exons: 2
Coding region: 1-573 (190 amino acids)
Cellular component (GO): extracellular region
Source: RefSeq, a predicted model, not a curated record
AUGCUCCCCUCCCUCUUCCUCCUCGCUACAUCAGCCUUCACAGCCCUAGCAACCCCCCUCUCCACCAACACUCCCCGCGACGAAGGAACCGACCUCCUAAUCCAAGAUCUCCGCCGUCUGGACGCCGCAAUCAACACCCUCACCCUCGCAGCAGAAACCUACAAUGGCGGCGUGGCAGAAUACGCCUUCAUUCGGGAAUCCUUCGCGGAGGUGAAUCGGACGAAUCGAAUUGCUUACUAUGAUGCUAUGACGAUUAAACCUCAAUCAAUCCCCGACUCCAACCGCAUAAUCCAAAUCGUAGCCUCCCCAAUCCAACCCGACAUAACCCGCACAGUCAACGCCCUCAUCGCCAAAAAACCCCUCAUCGACACCGCAGGCUUCACCUCCGAAACCGCCUCUUCAUUGAAUUUGAUUUCUUACGAUCAUGAUACUUUGAGUUUGAUCGCCGUGGCGCCGAAAUUAAAUCUCUUGACCGUUCCUGCGGCGGCGGAACCUGUGGCUGCUAUUGAUGCGGAUUGGAGGAGGGGGGUGGUGGCUUUUGGGGGGGUGCCUUUGGCGCCUAUUACUAUGUGA